Messenger RNA from Marmota flaviventris (yellow-bellied marmot), 3889 nucleotides. RefSeq names its product myotubularin related protein 2 (gene Mtmr2). Gene Ontology annotation, cellular component: cytoplasm; membrane. Gene Ontology annotation, molecular function: phosphatidylinositol-3,5-bisphosphate 3-phosphatase activity; phosphatidylinositol-3-phosphate phosphatase activity. The record is from RefSeq and is a predicted model, not a curated record. Lineage: Eukaryota; Metazoa; Chordata; Mammalia; Rodentia; Sciuridae. Gene Ontology annotation, biological process: phosphatidylinositol dephosphorylation.
GUCCUCCCGUGGCCGCAGACCCCGGGCGCGGUGCAGUCUGGGGGAACAUGGCCGCUUCCGGUCUUCCUCCCGGGCCGGCGCUGGCUUGACCGCGGCCCCUGCCUGGUGCACUCCGCCCUCCGCUCCCUGCCUGGCAGUCGCGGAGGUCCCUUCAAUCUUUUGCUCCCGUUGCCCCUGCCGUGCCAUGGAGAAGAGCUCGAGCUGCGAGAGUCUGGGCUCCCAGCCCGCAGCGGCUCGGCCGCCCAGCGUGGACUCCCUGUCCAGUGCCUCCACUUCUCAUUCAGAGAAUUCAGUGCAUACAAAAUCAGCUUCUGUUGUGUCAUCAGAUUCCAUUUCAACUUCUGCAGAGAACUUUUCUCCUGAUUUGAGGGUCCUGAGGGAAUCUAACAAAUUAGCAGAAAUGGAAGAACCACCCUUGCUUCCAGGAGAAAAUAUUAAAGAUAUGGCCAAAGAUGUAACUUACAUCUGUCCAUUUACUGGUGCUGUAAGAGGAACUCUGACUGUCACGAAUUACAGGUUAUAUUUCAAAAGCAUGGAACGGGACCCCCCAUUUGUUUUAGAUGCUUCUCUUGGUGUUAUAAGUAGAGUAGAAAAAAUUGGUGGUGCUUCUAGUCGAGGUGAAAAUUCUUAUGGACUGGAAACUGUGUGCAAGGAUAUUAGGAAUUUACGAUUUGCUCAUAAACCUGAGGGGCGAACAAGAAGAUCCAUAUUUGAGAAUCUAAUGAAAUAUGCAUUUCCUGUCUCUAAUAACCUGCCUCUUUUUGCUUUUGAAUACAAAGAAGUAUUCCCAGAAAAUGGGUGGAAGCUAUAUGAUUCUCUUUUAGAGUAUAGAAGGCAGGGAAUUCCAAAUGAAAGCUGGAGAAUAACUAAGAUAAAUGAACGAUAUGAACUUUGUGAUACAUACCCUGCCUUGUUGGUUGUACCAUCAAAUAUUCCUGAUGAAGAAUUAAAGAGAGUGGCAUCCUUUAGGUCAAGGGGCCGCAUCCCAGUUUUAUCUUGGAUUCAUCCUGAAAGUCAAGCCACAAUCACUCGAUGUAGCCAGCCCAUGGUAGGAGUGAGUGGGAAGCGAAACAAAGAUGAUGAAAAAUACCUUCAAGCCAUCAUGGAUUCCAAUGCCCAGUCUCACAAAAUCUUUAUAUUUGAUGCCCGACCAAGUGUUAAUGCUGUUGCCAAUAAGGCAAAAGGUGGAGGUUAUGAAAGUGAAGAUGCUUAUCAAAAUGCAGAACUAGUUUUUCUGGAUAUCCAUAAUAUUCAUGUCAUGAGAGAAUCAUUACGAAAACUUAAAGAGAUUGUGUACCCCAACAUUGAGGAAACUCACUGGCUGUCUAACUUGGAAUCUACUCACUGGCUAGAACAUAUUAAGCUUAUUCUUGCAGGGGCUCUUCGGAUUGCUGACAAGGUAGAGUCAGGGAAGACAUCUGUGGUGGUACACUGCAGUGAUGGUUGGGAUCGCACAGCUCAGCUAACUUCCCUAGCCAUGCUUAUGUUGGAUGGAUACUAUCGCACAAUACGAGGAUUUGAAGUCCUUGUGGAGAAAGAGUGGCUAAGCUUUGGACAUAGAUUUCAACUAAGAGUUGGCCAUGGAGAUAAGAACCAUGCAGAUGCAGAAAGAUCACCUGUUUUCCUUCAGUUUAUUGACUGUGUGUGGCAAAUGACAAGACAGUUUCCUACUGCAUUUGAAUUCAAUGAAUAUUUUCUCAUUACCAUUUUGGACCACCUAUACAGCUGCUUGUUUGGAACAUUCCUUUGUAACAGUGAACAGCAGAGAGGAAAAGAGAAUCUUCCUAAGAGGACUGUGUCACUGUGGUCUUACAUAAAUAGCCAGCUGGAAGACUUCACUAAUCCUCUCUAUGGGAGUUAUUGCAAUCAUGUCCUUUAUCCAGUAGCCAGCAUGCGCCACCUAGAGCUCUGGGUGGGAUAUUACAUAAGAUGGAAUCCACGGAUGAAACCACAGGAACCUAUUCACAAUAGAUACAAAGAACUUCUUGCUAAACGAGCAGAGCUUCAGAAAAAAGUAGAGGAACUACAGAGAGAAAUUUCGAACCGAUCAACCUCAUCCUCAGAGAGAGCCAGCUCUCCUGCACAAUGUGUCACUCCUGUCCAGACUGUUGUGUGAAAGGAUUGUGACUAAGGACAUCAUUGAUAUGAACUCUUCAUUACAGUGGCAGCUUUAUGAGUAGAAAGUCUCCCUAUUUUGAACCCAUCUCUGAGAGAAAAGUUCAGAUGCUUUAUUUAUUUUAAGUCUCUCUAAGAUGAGUUUAGAACUAUAGCAAUGUGGGUGGCUUAAGAGAAACAAUUCCACGUGUAAUUACAUGAUUAUGACACUAAACCUGUUCAGACAUCUGGUAAAAGUACAAACUACUUCAGAAAUACACCUCUUGAUUGGAGAAAGCUCACUGCACAGAGGAACAAGUUUUCAAACCAAAUCAACACUGAAGUUCUGUGGCAUCAUCUAUAUUAGGCCUUUAUGUAUGACAGAUCAAAAUCAUUUAAUACCUUUUUCUCCAUCAUGGGCUUUUCUUCAUGUAGUAAUUGAUUUACAUUGAUCACUGUUCAACCUCCAUUCUUAAUAUAGUGAAAGGCAAAGCAUAGUGUGGCAGUAGUUAAAAAUUGCUGCUGACAUUAUUUACAUACUUAAUUAGGGCAUUCUACUGUUCCAGAAUGAUGCCUUAGAGAUAUGCUUAGGGGACCAUAAGGAGACAAAGUGGUAGCCAUUUUGGAGUUCAAAGAUUUCUAAGACAUUCAGAUUAAUUUCCAUUUUUUUUCCAAUUUUUUAAAAAAAUUUUACCCCUUUCUGUUUUGCUUAAUGCUAAUUGGCAAGUUGUAAAUUUUUAAAAGACUUUUUUGGAAGACUGUAUAAAUAGCAUAUGGUGAGAAGUAUAAUGCUUAAAUUUUACAUGAAAUACUUCACUACUUUAUUCCACCAAAUUAAGCCUACCAAAGAACACACCGCAUUUAAAAAUGAAUUACAAUCUCAAUACCAGUAAAAGAAAUCUUGCUUCACUGCUUGCCUGAGACUUUGGUGCUGGUAUGGACAUUUCACUGUCUGAUGUCUAAUAUUUUACUCUAUAUGAGAGCCAUAUGUAAUGUACUGUAACUAAGAAGCUUCUUGUCCCUUGGUCUUUUAAUUAAAAGAAAUUUCAGCUAAUUUUAAAACUUUGUUUUUGUCUAAAGUUAUAUUAAGGGUGUGUGUGUGUGUGCACACAUGUGCGUGUGCGCACACGCAGAACUAUUUCUUGGAAUUUUUUUUUCUGAGGAGUGCCUGGUGCAGGUGGAAAUAUUCAAUUUUUUGACUCCUUGACUCCCAAAUGAAACAAAAACUAUUUUUUUCUGCUCAUAAAUUCACAGGUCUGAGUCUUAUCCUUAUUGUUGGUCUUAGAGUUGAAGAAAUAGGGGGCUGGGAUUAUGGCUCAGCAGUAGAGUGCUCGCCUGGCAGGAUCCUCAGCACCACAUAAAAAUAAACAAAAAUGAAAAAAUAGUUAUCAGUACAUUCAAUAUUACCAAAAUCGGGAUCCACUGAUUUUAUCAUAUGAAAUUUGUUACGAGAAAAAUUUAACAGGUGUUUAAAUGGCCAGUCAGUAUUAAAGCUAAUAUGUCUAAUAAUAGAAUAUUAUAGUAAUAAAGCUAAAUUUGGUAUUCCAAAUUUGAUAAAUCUAUUCUCUUACUUCCCUCACUUAAGCUUUUUCAUCUUGGUCUGAUAAAACAUAAAAGAAAGCUGAAGAGAUUAAGAAUUUAAAGCUUCUAGUCUUAAUGUACUCAUACCCACUAAAUACCACUAAAAAACCAAGAGAAAUCUAAGUAUAAAAAAUUCUGUUUGCUAGGCAUGGGGGUGCACACUUGUAAUCCCAGCAGCCUGGGAGACUAGGCACGUAGAUCCAGAGUUCAAAGC